Clonostachys byssicola is the source of this 1182-nucleotide messenger RNA. The record is from the annotation of a GenBank genome assembly. Lineage: Eukaryota; Fungi; Ascomycota; Sordariomycetes; Hypocreales; Bionectriaceae.
AUGCGGUUCACUCAUUUUACUUUGACCCUCGUCACCGCCUUGGCCGCUGAAGCCGCACCGCCCACCAACAGCAACAGGGCUGCCUAUCUCGACUGGUCUACUUUCAAAGCCAAUGGUGUCAAUCUCGGCGGAUGGCUUCAUCAAGAGCAGGUCAUCGACCCCGUCUGGUGGGACGCCAACGGAGGUGCUGGUCUUCUCGACGAAUGGGACUGGUGCGCCAACCUUGGUAGCCAGUGUGGCCCUCGCCUCGAGCAGCGGUAUUCCUCAUUCAUCACCACCACAGAUAUCGACAAGAUGGCCGCCGCCGGGAUUAACGUGCUGCGAAUCCCCACGGGCUACAACGCCUGGGUUCAGGUUCCCGGCUCACCCCUUUACACAGGCUCGCAGACGCGGUUCCUGCGGGCCAUCUCCGACUAUGCUAUCCGGCAGUACGGCAUACACAUUAUCGUCGACAUCCACUCCCUUCCCGGCGGUGUCAACAAUCUCGGUCUCGGCGGACGAGAGGGUCGGCAUGACUGGUUCAACAACCAGACGGCACUGGACUAUUCAUAUAAGGCUGUUGACGCCGCCAUAAAGUUCAUUCAAGAGUCGGAUUUCCCUGACAAGUUCACGCUGCAGCCUCUCAACGAGCCCGUCGACAACCCUGCUGCGUUCGGCUUCCCCGAGGCCCUGACAGACGCAGGUGCGACUUGGGUUCUGUCGUACUUCCGCGGGGUUCUCGCACGUGUGCAGGCAGCCAAUGCAAACACCCCCGUCAUGCUGCAGGGCUCCUUCAGACCCGUCUCCUUCUGGUCGCCGAGCUUCGCGGAUACGGACAACAUCGUCUUCGACGUACACAACUACUACUUUGCCGGGCGCCCGACCACCUCGGCUAACCUUCCCCAGUUCCUCUGCGAGGACGCGCAGAACGCAGCUGACGAUCGCUUUCCCGUCUUCGUGGGUGAGUGGUCCAUCGAGGCUGCGUCCAACAACACGCUUGCCAGUAGACCACGGAACUUGAACACGGGCUUGAAAGCAUGGGCGCAAUAUACACGGGGCAGCAGCUUCUGGACCUGGAAGUUUCGCGGCAAUGUCCCAGUGAAUGGUGAGGGUACGCAGGCUGAAUACUGGAAUUAUGAGGAGUAUGUAGAUGCCGGUUUCAUUGAUGCGGGGACAGGCCAGGCGUGUACUGCCAGCACCUGA